AUGUCUUACGAUCCAUAUUCCAUUGAUGAUACAAUCACAACCGAGGAUUGCUGGACCGUGAUCUCCGCUUUCUUCGAGGAGAAAGGUUUGGUCAGCCAACAGUUAGACUCGUUCGACGAGUUCAUGGAAACUUCCAUUCAAGAUUUGGUCUGGGAAGAACCCCGCUUGAUUUUGGAUCAGCCUGCUCAACACACCAAUGAAAAAGACAAUAUAAACAAGAGAUAUGAAAUUCGUUUUGGGAAAAUUUAUCUGUCCAGACCUACCAUGACAGAGGCUGAUGGUACAACCCAUGCCAUGUUUCCUCAAGAAGCAAGGCUGCGUAACUUGACCUAUUCAUCACCUGUCUAUUUGGACAUGGAGAAGUCUAUGUUCACCAGUAUCGACGACGAAGGUAACCCAAACGCUACCCUGGACUGGCAACAAGUUCAUGAACCUAUAAAAGAUGGUGUCGAAGAAGGUAACAAAGUGCAUAUUGGUAAGGUUCCUAUAAUGUUGCGUUCCAAAUUCUGCUCACUUAGGACUUUGGACGAGGUUGACCUCUACAAAAUGAAAGAAUGUCCUUAUGAUAUGGGAGGUUAUUUUGUCAUCAACGGUUCUGAAAAAGUGCUUAUUGCUCAGGAACGUAGUGCCGCUAACAUCGUUCAAGUAUUCAAGAAAGCAGCUCCUUCACCAAUAUCUCACGUUGCAGAGAUUAGAUCGGCUUUAGAGAAAGGUUCUAGACUUAUUAGUACCAUGCAAAUUAAAUUAUAUGGUAGAGAAGAUAAAGGAACAGGAAGAACCAUCAAAGCUACAUUGCCUUACGUUAAACAAGAUAUACCCAUUGUUAUUGUGUUCAGAGCUCUGGGUGUGGUUCCUGAUGGUGAAAUAUUACAACACAUUUGUUAUGAUGAGAAUGAUUGGCAAAUGUUGGAAAUGCUGAAACCAUGUAUCGAGGAAGGUUUCGUGAUUCAAGACAAAGAAGUUGCAUUGGACUUUAUUGGAAGAAGAGGUAGUGCUGCCUUGGGUAUCAGAAGGGAAAAACGUAUUCAGUAUGCUAAAGACAUUCUUCAAAAAGAACUUCUUCCUCAUAUCACCCAGGAAGAGGGAUUUGAAACCAGAAAAACAUUUUUCUUAGGUUAUAUGGUCAACAGACUUCUUCUGUGUGCCUUAGAAAGAAAGGACCAGGACGAUCGUGACCACUUCGGGAAAAAGAGAUUGGACUUAGCUGGCCCCUUGUUGGCCAAUUUAUUCAGAAUUCUUUUUAGAAAACUUACGAGAGAGAUAUACCGGUACAUGCAAAGAUGUAUCGAAACAGACCGAGACUUCAACUUGAACUUGGCUGUCAAAUCAACUACUAUUACCUCCGGUCUUAAGUACUCGUUGGCUACAGGUAAUUGGGGAGAACAAAAGAAAGCUAUGAGCUCGAGAGCUGGUGUCUCUCAAGUUUUGAAUCGUUAUACUUACUCUUCUACUCUGUCCCAUUUGCGAAGAACCAAUACACCUAUCGGCAGAGAUGGUAAAUUGGCAAAGCCUCGUCAACUGCACAACACACAUUGGGGUUUGGUAUGUCCUGCUGAGACACCAGAAGGACAAGCCUGUGGUUUGGUCAAGAACCUAUCUUUGUUAUCUGGUAUUUCCAUUGGUUCUCCAUCUGAGCCUAUUAUCAACUUUUUAGAAGAAUGGGGUAUGGAGCCAUUAGAAGACUAUGAUCCCGCCCAACAUACCAAAUCUACAAGAAUCUUUGUUAACGGUGUCUGGACAGGUAUUCACAGAGACCCAUCCAUGUUGGUUUCAACAAUGAGAGAUUUGCGUAGAAGUGGUGCUAUUUCUCCUGAGGUGUCAAUUAUUAGAGAUAUUAGAGAAAGAGAGUUCAAAAUUUUUACUGAUGUUGGUAGAGUUUACAGACCCUUAUUUAUAGUUGAAGAUGAUGAGUCUAAAGACAACAAAGGUGAACUGAGAAUUACCAAAGAACAUAUCCGAAAAAUUCAACAAGGAUAUGACGACGAUGCAAUGAAUGAUGACAGUGAAGAGCAGGAACAGGAUGUUUACGGAUGGAGUUCUCUGGUCACAUCGGGUGUCAUCGAGUAUGUUGAUGGUGAGGAAGAAGAAACCAUCAUGAUUGCAAUGACUCCAGAAGAUUUGCAGACCCGUUCAUUGGAACAAAAAGAAAUCGAUCUUAACGAUACGGCAAAGAGAAUCAAACCUGAGAUGAGUACCAGUAGUCAUCAUACAUUCACCCACUGUGAAAUUCAUCCUUCGAUGAUCUUAGGUGUGGCCGCUUCUAUCAUUCCAUUCCCCGAUCAUAAUCAAUCUCCACGUAACACAUAUCAAUCUGCGAUGGGUAAGCAAGCUAUGGGUGUAUUCUUAACGAACUAUAAUGUUCGUAUGGAUACGAUGGCUAAUAUUCUGUACUACCCUCAAAAACCUCUUGCAAAAACUCAGGCCAUGGAAUACCUAAAAUUCAGGGAGCUACCGGCCGGACAAAAUGCGAUUGUGGCUAUUGCUUGUUAUUCUGGAUAUAACCAGGAAGAUUCCAUGAUUAUGAAUCAAUCCUCAAUUGACAGAGGAUUAUUCAGAUCUUUGUUUUUUAGAUCCUAUAUGGAUCAAGAAAAGAGAUUUGGUAUUUCUAUUGUCGAGGAGUUUGAGAAACCAACGAGGGCAACAACUCUAAGACUCAAACACGGUACCUAUGAGAAACUGGAUGAAGAUGGUUUGAUUGCCCCAGGUGUAAGAGUGUCAGGUGAUGAUAUCAUUAUUGGAAAGACCACGCCUAUUCCACCUGACACGGAAGAACUUGGUCAGAGGACGAAGUACCACACCAAGCGUGACGCCUCUACUCCGCUGAGAAGUACCGAGAAUGGUAUCGUUGACCAAGUUUUACUUACAACCAACCAAGAAGGUCUAAAGUUUGUGAAAGUUAGAAUGAGAACCACAAAGGUUCCACAAAUUGGUGAUAAGUUUGCCUCCCGUCACGGUCAGAAGGGUACCAUUGGUGUUACUUAUAGGCACGAAGAUAUGCCAUUCAGUGCAGAGGGUAUCGUUCCCGAUUUGAUUAUUAACCCACAUGCUAUUCCUUCUCGUAUGACGGUUGCGCACUUAAUUGAGUGUUUGCUGAGUAAGGUUGGUUCUAUUAGAGGUUAUGAAGGUGACGCUACACCAUUUACAGAUUUAACAGUGGAUGCGGUUUCCAACCUUCUGAGGGAUAAUGGGUAUCAAUCUAGAGGAUUUGAAGUAAUGUACAAUGGACACACUGGUAAAAAAUUAAUGGCCCAGGUAUUCUUUGGACCAACAUAUUACCAGAGACUGAGACAUAUGGUGGAUGAUAAGAUUCAUGCCAGAGCCAGAGGACCUGUACAAGUCUUGACCAGACAACCUGUAGAAGGUAGAUCCCGUGAUGGUGGUCUUCGUUUCGGAGAGAUGGAAAGAGACUGUAUGAUUGCUCACGGUGCCGCUGGUUUCUUGAAGGAAAGAUUAAUGGAAGCAUCUGAUGCUUUCCGAGUACAUGUGUGUGGAAUUUGUGGUUUGAUGUCAGUGAUUGCCAACCUAAAGAAAAACCAGUUUGAGUGUCGAUCAUGUAAGAACAAGACGAACAUCUACCAAUUACACAUUCCAUAUGCUGCAAAGCUUUUAUUCCAGGAACUGAUGGCUAUGAACAUUGCUCCGAGGUUGUAUACCGAGAGAUCUGGGGUUAGCAUGCGAUCUUGA
This is a messenger RNA of Komagataella phaffii GS115, 3684 nucleotides long. Its product is annotated as RNA polymerase II second largest subunit B150, part of central core. The record is from RefSeq and is a predicted model, not a curated record. NCBI's taxonomy places the organism in Eukaryota, Fungi, Ascomycota, Pichiomycetes, Pichiales, Pichiaceae. Gene Ontology annotation, cellular component: RNA polymerase II, core complex. Gene Ontology annotation, biological process: DNA-templated transcription. The coding region runs from base 1 to 3684 and encodes 1227 amino acids. The transcript has a single exon. Gene Ontology annotation, molecular function: ribonucleoside binding; DNA-directed RNA polymerase activity; DNA binding.